Messenger RNA from Sardina pilchardus (European sardine), 3218 nucleotides. RefSeq names its product fukutin (gene fktn). Gene Ontology annotation, cellular component: Golgi membrane. NCBI's taxonomy places the organism in Eukaryota, Metazoa, Chordata, Actinopteri, Clupeiformes, Clupeidae. The transcript has 10 exons. The record is from RefSeq and is a predicted model, not a curated record. Bases 164 to 1537 code for a protein of 457 amino acids.
CGCUAUUUUCAAAACGCCUUUUAGUUUUUUUGUCUAUAGUGGCUCACCGUACCCUGUAUUUGAGUCUGAUAGCGUCUAGUUGAAUAUACAUGCUGCCAGAUGCAAGCAAUGAACAUGGUUGGAAAGCUUUCUCAGUUCCAAGCCAUCUCAUCUUCAAGGACCAAUGCCUAGAAUCAACAAGAGCCUGGUUCUUGCCCUUCUCAUUGCAACAAGCUCGAUAUUUCUGCUAUUCCAGUUGUAUUAUUACCGACAAUACAUAUCAAAGAAUGGACUACACGUUUUCGGUGGUAAAGGGUCCUUGUCAGGCACUGAUGCACAAAGGUACCUGACAGUGAAGUUCCUUGGGCUGGUGCACAAGUAUAGCCUGCCUGUCUUCAUGGUGGACACUGUGUCACUGGACCUGAUCACCCAAGAUGCUCUUCUGCUGAAGGAGAGCAAGUUGAAAGAGCCCCACUGCAUGUUCCUGUGUACCCACAGAGAAUUCACAACCUUUGCCCUGAUGGGAAACCUCUGGAAGUACGAUGUUGGUCUGAUUGAAGCAGCUGAGGAACGGGGUAUGGAGGUCCUCGAGAUCCGAGGGAAAGACCCCCGGCUCGUCAGCAUGGACGACCUGGCAGGAAAUGACAUUCCACUCCACUUCCUGUUCAAGAUGAACGGCCGGCUGGUGCACCUGGUGGUCCUGUACGAGCGCAGCGGGAACUACCUAUGGCACGGCCCCCUCAGACUGAAGCCUAGCAUGGACAGGAAGUUUGCCCCCUUCAAGAAGUUGGAUUUUGGCCGCUACGCUGGAGCAUACAAUAGGCCUGAGUUGGUCCUGACGACGUUGGACGGUCUGGACGUGCGAAUCCCGCGAAACUUCUCAUAUUUCUUGAAGGAACAUUCCGAGGCUCGUUUUCUCGAGUGCCCCUAUCGAGAGGCCCGUGCAUUCUACCAGCUGUAUCCAGACGACCUUUCACCAGAGGCCAUGGACUUCAGGAUGAAGGCCAAGAGUCUGCUGCACCUGGCCGCUAGAACGCUGUAUGAGCUUGGAGUUCCCUUUUGGCUCAGCAGUGGAACAUGCUUAGGCUGGUUCAGACAGUGCAGUAUUAUCCCCUACAGUAAAGAUGUAGACCUGGGGAUCUGGGUCAAGAACUACAGACAUGACAUCACACACGCGUUUCAGAAAGCGGGGCUCCCACUCAAGCACAAGUUUGGAAAGGUCGAGGACAGUCUGGAGCUGUCCUUCCAAGGCUUAGAUGUGAAGCUGGACAUCUUCUUUUUCUAUGAUGAAGGAGAGACUGUGUGGAAUGGAGGCACGCAGGCAAAAAGCGGCAAGAAAUUCAAAUAUGUGUUCCCCAGAUUUCAGCUGUGCUGGACAGAGCUGCUGGAGCUGAAGGUGCGUGUGCCGUGUCAGACUCUGGACUACGUGCAGGCCAACUACGGCUCCGACUGGAACGUUCCGGUAAAGGCCUGGGACUGGAAGAGCUCUCCACCCAACGUGCAGGAGAACGGCGUUUGGCCCGUGCGCGAGUGGGACGAGGUCAUCCAGGUCUACUGAGAACGGCCAGCGUUCUAUUGCUGGCAAUAGAUGUGGUACAACAAGACUGUGAGCAGCUCCGUGGCUGCUGCACUUUCUACUAAGGAGCCUUUCCACUGAUGAACUGUUACUCGAGUCUGCGUGUUCAAGCCCUGUCCGAGUCCUCAUGGGUUCAAACAAUGUUCAAAUUCCUCAACACAAGACAGUGAUAUACCUCCUAUAUCCACUCCCUCCCUCUUGCACUUGCACUACUCAGUAGUACCUCAGACAGGAGGGGGAGAGAUAUGAACUGUGCAAAGACAUAAACCUGUGGAAUAAUUGUCAAUAUUUAAGAGACAAUUAAAGCUAAUUAAAGUUGCCUGGCCUUAGUGGACAGGUCAGGGACUGCAUACGCUCUCCGCACAGGCAUAACAAUUAUAAAAAAUAAUGGCAAGAUACUUGUAAUUAAAAACAAAAUGGCUAUAAUUUAUUUGACUGAAAACGGUGAAUUUCAUAACUUUUUUUCUUUCUCUGUAUAUAUAUAUGUAUGUCUUAACACUGUAUUUGUGUCAUUUUGAACACCAUUUUGGAUGGUGGUAUCAUGUUUUAAAUAUGUAAAUGAUAACAGGAGCUCUGGAAAUAAUGAAUAACUGCAGUAUUUGGUGGGUUUGGUGAUCCAUGCUACGUAUUUGGAUGUGAGAGUCCCAGUACAGACUGUAAUGUGAAGAGGCCCUAGAGAGGAUCUGCAGUGUUCAGAAAGGAAAUGUAGAUUACAACUAGAUGUUACACUAGUAAAACUUGAUUCUGUAAUAUUCUGUAUUUCCUCUCUCUGCAGCAUAUACAGUAACAGGAAUAGGAAUUUCUGUUUCUUUUGGUUGCUGUUGCAUGAUAACUAAUCCAUUUAAAUGUGUUCUAAGAAAUUAUUUGUAUUAUUUGUCAUAAUGUUACCAUUUGACUAAAUGUACCUCCACAUCUCAGAAUGAUCAUGACCCAUGUUCCCUACCGCACUGAAAAAUAUGUCCCCUGUUGUUUCAUUUGGAAGAGAAAAGCCUGCCUUUGUUUGAAUACUGUGUUGUGGUUGCCUUCACUUUUGGCCAUCUUUCUGAAAGUCUACCUGCUCUGAGCUAUUUAAAUGUUGAAUGGAGAAGGAGGUCACUCUUGUGUGUGCCAGCUGGGAAUGAAAGUUAACAUAAAAACUAGAUGUACCGUGGCGUCUAGUGGCACAUAACAUGACGUAACAUGCCCACCAAGCUUCAUGUUACCCUGUGUUUCAGUGUCCCAGGAGUCGCUGAGCAGAAAUCUGGAGAGAAAAAACGUUGACUAGUUUGACGGCUAGUGGCAGUUUGUGUGAGCAUAGCACACAAAUUCUGUUCCUCUUUUGCUGGAACCAAUCAAUAACUGGCUUAUCCACCAGACGCACCCGAAUUAUUUGUCUAAUUCAAGGACUAUCCCAGCGUACAGUCAUUUGAACUAUGCCCAUUGAUCACGCCUCUUGUGCAGACAGUAGAAAUACAGUGCAGACUCCCCAGACUAAUGUUCAGGCUCAGAAGAUUGAGCUUGGUCUAGUGAUAGCCAGGCUAGUGCUCUUUAGUAUUUAAUGAGGAUUUCAUUCUCAUCAAAAUCGUCACCAAAUAAAUCAUUUAACUUCAUUCACCAAUAAUGAAGUAAAGUACUGUAGAAAUUGCUGAAAUGUCUAACAGUGCAGAUUAACAAUAAAACUAGA